AUGGUUCAAGAAAAAAAGAUCGUUGAUCAAGUAUCGGGAUGGUUAACCGUCUUCGAUGAUGGCUCAGUCGAUAGGACAUGGACAGGACCACCUGAGGUCAAGUUCAUGGCAGAUCCUGUACUGCCUCACGAUAACUUCGUAGAUGGAAUUGCAGUCAAAGACAUUAAUGAUGCAGAUUCGGGCCUAAAAGUACGAAUUUAUCUACCCGAAAAGAACGUCGAGGACUUGGACAAACUUCCUAUAUUACUUCACUUUCAUGGUGGUGGAUUUUGCAUUAGCCAGGCUGAUUGGUACAUGUACUACGCUGUUUACAGCCGCCUGGCUUGUAAAACUCGAGCCAUAGUUGUUUCUGUCUACCUUCGUCGUGCACCAGAGCACCGCCUCCCUGCCGCCUGUGAUGAUGGGUUCGCUGCACUCCUCUGGCUUCGCUCUUUAGCACAAGGCAAGGCCGACGAGCCCUGGCUCAAUGACCAUGCAGAUUUUGGACGCGUUUUCUUAACAGGAGACAGCUCCGGUGGCAACGUAGUACACCAGGUGGCGGCGCGUGCUGGAGAUGAAAACUUGAGUCCUCUUAAACUGGUUGGCGCGAUUCCAAUCCACCCCGGUUUCGUACGUUCACAGCGGAGCAAAUCGGAGAUGGAGCAACCAGAAUCACCCUUUCUAACUCUCGACAUGGUGGACAAGUUUUUAAACCUGGCUUUGCCUAUUGGAAGCAACAAGGAUCACCCCAUAACUUGCCCAAUGGGGGAGGCGGCGCCGCCGCUACAGGACCUGAAUCUGCCGCCAUAUCUCUACUGCGUGGCGGGGCAGGAUUUGAUCCAGGACACUGAAAUGGAAUUCUACGAGGCCAUGAAAAGGGCUAACAAAGAAGUGGAACUGCUGAUCAAUCACGGAGUAGGGCAUAGCUUUUAUUUGAACAAAAUUGCUGUUGACAUGGAUCCAAAUACAGCAAAAGAAACAGAAAUUUUGUUUGCAGGGAUCAAAGAAUUUAUGCACAAGCACUGA
Molecule: messenger RNA, 1005 nt
Organism: Fraxinus pennsylvanica
Lineage: Eukaryota; Viridiplantae; Streptophyta; Magnoliopsida; Lamiales; Oleaceae
Source: the annotation of a GenBank genome assembly